Messenger RNA from Triticum aestivum (bread wheat), 1195 nucleotides. Its product is annotated as F-box protein PP2-B1-like. The record is from RefSeq and is a predicted model, not a curated record. Lineage: Eukaryota; Viridiplantae; Streptophyta; Magnoliopsida; Poales; Poaceae. The coding region runs from base 236 to 739 and encodes 167 amino acids. The transcript is spliced from 3 exons.
CUCACCUCGCCACGCGACGCCGGAUGCUGUGCCGCCGUCUCCCGGGCCUUCCUCGCCGCCGCGGACUCCGACGCCGUCUGGUCCUGCUUCCUGCCCCGCGACCUCCCACAGCUUGCUAAAAGCGUGCUCCGCCGCGCGCCGCCGUCCAAGAACAAGAAGGGCUUGUUCUGACGCCUCUCCAACCAACCGGCGCUCCUCCCACGCAAGCUCGUGCUUUCUUUCUUUGGUGCAGAGCAUGCGGCUGGACAGGGCUACCAGCGCCAAGUGCUACAUGCUAUCGGCAAGGGCGCUCAAUAUUUCGAGGGGCGGGACCCGAGCAUGCUGGGAAUGGAUCGACCUCUGUUAUGAUGAGAUCCAAGGAAACAAGAGCUUCCGUGAAGCAGCUCAACUUCGGGGAGUUUGGUCGUUGGAAAUCCGUGGCAAAAUACAUAGCAGAAUGCUCUGCCGGAACUCCAUGUAUGCUGCUUACAUGCUGUUCAAGCUAGCCCAUGGGUUCACCAUGAUGGAUUUCCCGUUUCAAGAGGCAUCCAUCAGCUAUGGAGGCACUACUUCAAAACGGCAAGUUUGCCUCCAAGCCUACAUGGAGGAUGGGGAUGACGGCGUACCUCACAAACAUAUCUUGAAGUCAAGUUGGGAAAGCCGUCUGCCCCAUAGCUAUUCGCCCUGUUUGGUUCGGCUGUGGAUUUCUAAAAGCAGCUGUGAAAAAUCUGCUGUGGAAAAACAGCUGUGGAAAAUCUGAUGUGAAAAAGAUGUAGGUCAUUUGACAAAUCAGCUGAUACAGCUUUUUCAGAUUUUGGCCCGCAACGGAAUCAGAUUUUGGAAAGCACGUCCUGGGCUGCUUCCGCUUUUGGUUCAGAUUUUGGCAGCGGAUUUCUGGAAUCGGAUUCUGCUGGGUUUGCCCUUUGGUUCAGAUUCUGCUGCGCGGCAGCAGAAUCCGUCGGUCAUUGUCUCACAGAUGACAUCAUGGUCCCUCGAAAAAGGGCCGACGAGUGGAUGGAGGUCGAGCUCGGCGAGUUCUACAAUGGGGAAGCCUACCGACGGUGAGGUGUCUGUGAGCCUAAUGGAGACUGAAGGAGGAGUUUUCAAAAUUGGUCUUGUCGUGUGGGGUAUCGAGAUUAGAACUAAACAAUGAUGUUUUUGAACAUUGUUGGAUUCAAAGCCGUCGUCGUACAUUUCUUUACUUUAUACGGAAACA